Messenger RNA from Naegleria fowleri, 1266 nucleotides. RefSeq lists its product as uncharacterized. The record is from RefSeq and is a predicted model, not a curated record. Bases 1 to 1266 code for a protein of 421 amino acids. Gene Ontology annotation, cellular component: extracellular region. The transcript has 4 exons. Gene Ontology annotation, molecular function: hydrolase activity. NCBI's taxonomy places the organism in Eukaryota, Heterolobosea, Eutetramitea, Acrasida, Naegleriidae.
AUGAGCCGCCGAAAGACUUUCGUUUCGCUCUCUUCCGAAUGCAACUCGGCAUUCAUGUUGGUGCUCUUGAUAUCGGGCAUUUUCACGAUGACGACCUUGUGUGUGGUGGUGCAGGGACAAGAUACCUCAACUUUAGUGAAAAAUUCUUUGGAUAUGAUUCCUACAUUCUCCAAUAUUAAAACACUGACAUUUUCUGGGUUUGGCUCCGGAGCAUCCAUGGCAGUUCAAAUGCAAAUUGCUCACUCAAAGAAAGUAGCUGGAGUUGCUGCUUUUUCUGGAUUGCCAUAUUACUGCAUCAAAAACAAUUUAACUCGAUUAGAAACAUGUUUCAAACACACUGAACAAGUCACAGUGAAUGAAAUUGUAGACAUUCUGCAAAAAUUGACAUAUUAUAAUUUAAUAGAUGACUAUGCAGAAUCAAUUCCGUCACAUAGAGUCUAUUUGCAAAGCGGAAAACAAGACAAAAGCUUAACUCAAGCUGCUGCCGUAAAAUCAAGAGAAUUGUACGAAUUUUUGAAAGUUCCAAAAGAAAACAUCAAAACAGUUCUUGACAUUCCUUCUGGCCAUGCUAUGGUAUCUAUUGACUACAUUGACGCUGAAAAGAAUAAGUGUGGAGCAGAAGUUCAAAAGCCAUAUAUUCAAAAUUGUGGAUUUGAUUUGGUUGCUGAUGCUCUGAAGUUCCUGCUUUUCCAAAAUGAUGACCAAAAAUUUGUGAACAACAAGUCAGCUAACAAGAAUGAAGACUUGUUGAACAACAACCUUUUCAAAAUUGACCAAACUCCAUUUGCAUCUCAAAGACAUUUAAUGGGAGAUUACGGAUACUUGUACAUCCCCUCUGCCUGCCAAAAGGAUGAAACGAAAUGCAUUCACAUUCAUGUUGCCUUCCAUGGAUGUGACCAAUUAGGAGAAGAGUUCGCCAUUUACUCUGGAUACAAUAGAAUUGCUGAACAAAAUAACAUUAUUAUCAUGUACCCUAGAUCUUCAAUUCAAAACAGAUACAACCCAUAUGGAUGUUGGGACUUUUUUGGAACAGAAAAUGGAGAUGAUUAUCGUUCAGAAUUGUAUUUAGCUCGGCUUGGGCCACAAAUGCAAACAGUCGCCAGAAUGGUUGAACAAGCUGGCCACAACAUGGAUAUGAAGAAGCUACUCGAGAGAAGCUCUGCAGAGAUUUUGUUAAUGCUUGGAGCGGUGGUGAUUAUUUUUGUGUACCAAAUGUACAAGCUUGUCAUUUCUCCAUCUCCAAGACAGAAGAAAAAGGCAGAUUAA